Messenger RNA from Talpa occidentalis (Iberian mole), 384 nucleotides. RefSeq names its product chromosome unknown C2orf66 homolog (gene CUNH2orf66). The record is from RefSeq and is a predicted model, not a curated record. Lineage: Eukaryota; Metazoa; Chordata; Mammalia; Eulipotyphla; Talpidae. The transcript has 3 exons. Bases 76 to 384 code for a protein of 102 amino acids.
CUUCUUACACUGCUGCAGUGUGUCUGUCUCAGAUGUGUGUAUAGGCACCUUUCUUUGUGUGAGCUUCAUUCCAUCAUGCCCAAAGCAUUCCUGUGGCUGUGUGUUGCCCUGUUGCUGUGUGUGCUACUUGGGCCUGUGCAUGGAGCCACACUGAGAAACAAAGAGAAGUGGAAGCCACUCAACAACCCCAGAAACCGAGAUCUGUUUUUCAGAAUCCUUCAGGAAUAUUUUAAGGGAAGAGGUCUUGAUCUUGGCAGGUUUCCAAGUACUUUCUCCAUGAAUGAGAAUCCCAGGCCUCUCUCUUUACAAUCAGAACUUAUUGCUUCUGCAUUUACAGAUUAUGAAGAACAGAAAAAUUCCUUUCCCAGUUACCUCAAAGGCUAA